UAUAGAUCGGCCGCAGUAUCCGCGGAGACGCGAUCACGGGUACUCGGCGUGCCUGGGCGUGCGCUCUCGGGGGGUCUCUUCCCCGAAUUGCGGAAUAGCGCAACGAGGGUUUGUCGGAACCCGAACAGUGUUCAAGUCCUAAAUCGUCGUCCGGAUUGUUGUGAUAUUCUGUGAUUUACGUGCGCGGCAACAGCGCGGGCCACGGCCCGAGGUCGGGUCCGAUGGAGAUCCUCGUCCCCGAAGAGCAGCUGUUCCGGUGCUCCCACCGCCAGUUCGCGGUCCGGAGGAUGCUGGCGCGCGAGUAUCGGCAAAGAUCCCGGGAAGUGUCGAGCAACGUGUGAGGACGUCGCGUUGACGUUUCUUCCAGACGAGCGGGUAUUCACGUGGACGCUAAUUUGACUCUUUGGAAUCGCGUCGAGCCCGACGUCGAUGAUGCCGCGACCCUCGCGCGAUACCUACGGUGACCAGAAACCGCCCUACUCCUACAUAUCGUUGACGGCGAUGGCGAUAUGGUCGUCGAGGGACAAGAUGCUGCCGCUCGCCGAGAUUUACAAGUUCAUCGCCGACCGCUUCCCGUACUACAGAAAGGACACGCGACGAUGGCAGAACUCUUUGAGGCACAAUUUGUCCUUCAACGAUUGCUUCAUCAAGGUGCCGCGCGGUCCGCAUCGGCCGGGAAAGGGAGCCUACUGGGCGCUGCAUCCCGCCGCAUUGUCCAUGUUCGAGAACGGCUCGCUCCUCCGCCGACGGAAACGAUUCAAGCUGCACAAGCCGGACAAAGAGCUGCUCAAGUCCGAGCUACAGGCCCUCGCCUCGGCGAUGCCGCCGCCGUUGCCGCCUCCACCUCCGCCGCCGCCGCAGCCGCAGCCGCAGCCGGAACCGGUCGCGAGCACCGGCGGGAUCGGCGUCGGGGACACCGGCGCGACCUGCUCGGGCAACGGUCUCAGCCUGGCGAACCUCCAUCGUCUGCGGGACGACCUUCUCCGCUGGGAGAUGCAGGAGAGGCGGAUGAUGGUCGCCAAUCACAGCGACUUCGCCGGCGCGGCCAGCUUCGGCCGCUUCGACGGCACGUCCGGUCUGCCGACCGGACCGGCCGCCCCGGAAGCCGUCACCGCCGGCUACUACUUGCUGUCACCCGAGGUCAGGCAGAGACUGACGGGCGGCACCGACGGCGGCAACGAGAUCCUCAGGACUUACGAGGCGGCCGCGUUGCUGCACUCCGCCGCUUCCUGGAACUUCCCCGGCUUCCCGACAGUCUCGCCGUCGUACGCGGUGUCGCAGCUGCCCUAUCUGCAACAGACCACCGUCAACAGGUCGCAGACUAUUCAUCCGGUGACGCGGGAGAUCCGGGACGAGCGCCGGGGCGACCGUCCGCUGGAGAACGGGCCGGUGAUCGUCGCCAGGGACAACGAGACGGUCUUCCCGGGGGAGAGCGCUUACGAGAUCACCGGCUACAAUCGCGACAAACUCGAGGAGGAGCCGCUUUCGUCGCCCUCGUCCUCGUCCUCGUCGUCCAGGAUGAAUCUCUACCGGAGUAUCGUCGUGCCCGUCGCCGCCUCGCCGCCGCCGACGUCGCCGAUCUCGCCGACGUCGCACGCGUCCAAGUCGUCGUCGUCGUAUCGCCACCUGUCGCCCAUCUCGAGUCUGGUGGUGGAGGUCGAGCGCACCCAAUUGCCCUCCGGUCGCGAGGACCCGGUCGCGGCCACGGUCCUUCUGACCACGUCCAAUCCCGAGAAGAGGGUGAAGAAACCCUUCACCAUCGAGAACAUUAUCGCGCCCGAUGAUAACAACGAGAGCAACGGCGAUGGCGGUGGUGGCAUGGGCGUUAAUGCCGGUGUCGGCGACGAGGAGAUGGCCAGCUCGAGGCUGUCCGACGAGUCGAUCGCGAAAAAGUCCUCGCUCCUCGUCCCGAGGCCGCUCUACGCCGGGUACACCAUGUCGAUCGCGACCACGGGAGUUCAGAGGCCUUCGUACGGCACCGCCACCUGAAUACCUGCCCGUCGGUUCGUUACAUCGGACGGAAUAAUCGAACAAAGUCCACGAGAAACGUCCUACGAGCGUCCGUUCCCAAGAUUCAGAGAAUCACCUCCCUUCGCCGCGCUCCAUGGACACAUAUUUUAUGCCAUCCGUGUAUACAGGGUGUCCCAGACUUAACGGAUCAUCCGUUGAUGGUAGAUUCCUGAGGUCAUUUGGAAACGAAAAUCUUAAUACCAAAAUGUUGAGGAAGAUGUAGUUUCGGCGCUAUACAAGAUUCAAGAUUACCAAUCAGCGCGUUUCGUUCUCCUACUCAGGGACUAGCGCAUCAAGGGGCCCGCGUACAGCGCGAUAAUAUCGAUAUCGAUAGAAGGAUGAAUAUAAAAUGAAAAAUAGGAUGGAUAAAAAAUAGGAAAAAUAGGACACUAGUCAGUAGUUUGGACAUUUUUGUGAAGUCUUCCUCAACAUUUUGAUAUUAGAAUUUUCGUCCGCAAAUGAUCUCAGGAAUCUACCAUUGACGGCUGAUUCGUUAAGUCUGGGACACCCUGUAUACGCCUGGUAUACCCUGUACUGCGCCUUCGCUUAUCUAAUAUUCUCCAGGAGACAAAGAGAGAGAAACUCUUACCACUCGACAAGACAGACGACGUUCCCUCGUUAUAGCUGUGACCGAAUCGGGUUUAAUGUUCAUACAUAUGUAUAAAGUGGAUGUGUGUUACUUCUCCCUCGUUAGAAAUGUGUGAAAAAAAUCCGUUUCGAUGCCAAAUUAGAUAAGCAAAGGCGUAAUGUAUUGUACUUACGAGAAUCCGUCGAGAAGGAUCCGCGAGAAUCUCUUCGACUCUGAAAAGUUGCUCUUUACGACUUCUCGAAAUAGACAUUGUCUUGUCCAGCGAGACAAUGGGAUUCAAAAAAAGAGAUGAUCGUGGACGCUUUUCGCCUCGAAUCGCGACGCGAUCGAUCGGCUGUAAUCGCUGCGAUCCUCUGUCCAAUUCGCGAACGGUAGACGUGACGCAAAUUAUAGGGAGGCAUCGUAUAGACAACGCGUUAGAGUUCCUCAUUUCGUAAAUACCGUCUUCUUUUAUCGAGAGAUAAAAGCUUUGCUUGCUGAUAUUGGUUUUCGUCGCAGGAGUCGCUUAGUCUCGAGAAAUUUACGAGCUGUCCGGGCAGUUAACAGUUAUAGUUACUCGUAAUCUACGACUAUUUUAUGACACGCGAAGGCGGUCAGUUGAUUAUUGUCAACCGCGAUACUCCGAAAAUAUGUAAUUAACUAAUUAGACGAUCUCUAAACGAUUAAGCGCGGGCGCGAGCACAGAACACCAACGUUAGAUUUAAUAUAUAAAUUUAACAGUGUAAAAUUAACUUUGCGAUAUACAGGCGUAUCGCAUAAGGUGUCAUAAGGUGUUUUCUCCGAAACUAUUAAAGGUAGCGAGGAUAUUUCUUUUUGCAAUUUUUAUGGGGCCUUUUAAAAUGACAGAUGGGGAACCGUCGCAAAUCUCUUAAAAAAAAGAUUUAAAAAGGCGAU
Messenger RNA from Camponotus floridanus (Florida carpenter ant), 3493 nucleotides. RefSeq lists its product as uncharacterized. Gene Ontology annotation, biological process: anatomical structure morphogenesis; regulation of transcription by RNA polymerase II; cell differentiation. Gene Ontology annotation, molecular function: DNA-binding transcription factor activity, RNA polymerase II-specific; RNA polymerase II cis-regulatory region sequence-specific DNA binding. The transcript is spliced from 2 exons. The record is from RefSeq and is a predicted model, not a curated record. The coding region runs from base 430 to 1989 and encodes 519 amino acids. NCBI's taxonomy places the organism in Eukaryota, Metazoa, Arthropoda, Insecta, Hymenoptera, Formicidae.